Procambarus clarkii (red swamp crayfish) is the source of this 591-nucleotide messenger RNA. NCBI's taxonomy places the organism in Eukaryota, Metazoa, Arthropoda, Malacostraca, Decapoda, Cambaridae. The record is from RefSeq and is a predicted model, not a curated record.
AUGACCCAACCACCGUUCACAAUGACACAACCAUCGUUCAUAAUGACCCAACCACCGUUCAUCAUGACACAACCACCGUUCACAAUGACCCAACCAUCGUUCAUCAUGACCCAACCACCGUUCACAAUGACCCAACCACCGUUCAUAAUGACCCAACUAUCGUUCAUCAUGACCCAACUAUCGUUCAUCAUGACACAACCACCGUUCACAAUGACCCAACCAUCGUUCAUCAUGACCCAACCACCGUUCACAAUGACCCAACCACCGUUCAUAAUGACCCAACUAUCGUUCAUCAUGACCCAACUAUCGUUCAUCAUGACACAACCACCGUUCACAAUGACCCAACCAUCGUUCAUCAUGACACAACCACCGUUCACAAUGACCCAACCAUCGUUCAUCAUGACACAACCAUCGUUCAUAAUGACCCAACCACCGUUCAUCAUGACCCAACUAUCGUUCACAAUGACCCAACCAUCGUUCAUCAUGACCCAACCAUCGUUCAUCAUGACACAACCAUCGUUCAUAAUGACCCAACCACCGUUCAUCAUGACCCAACUAUCGUUCACAAUGACCCAACCCCGUUCACAAUGA